Drosophila takahashii is the source of this 1251-nucleotide messenger RNA. The record is from RefSeq and is a predicted model, not a curated record. Lineage: Eukaryota; Metazoa; Arthropoda; Insecta; Diptera; Drosophilidae.
UUGAUGGACUGUAAAUUAAUAGUAAGCCACAAUCAAUUUUAAUUAAAUCUGGUACAUUUCGAAUUCUAAGCAGGAGGCCUUUUUAUCUGAAGAACCAAAUCUUUAUUGAUAGUUUGCGACGAAAGCUACAAUAAUAUGUUUUUAAAAUUGUCAGUAAAAACUAAAAGACACAUAGCAUUCCCCUCCCAGUCAAAAACAUUGCUCACAAAGGUUAGGCAAAUCAAAAAACAACCAAAAUCCGAAUGCACCGUGCAUUAGGAAGUACGGCGAUCAUCUGGAGGAAUGCCGGUUUGUGAUGACCACUACAUUGACGAGUGUCAUGACCUGCCAGAAGGACGCUUGCCGCGUUGGUGGUUCGGCGGCUUCUCAUCGGUCUGUGUUGCCUUUGCGGUGGCGCCAAUUGAUAUCGUAAAGACACACAUGCAGAUCCAAAAGCACAAGAGAACCAUUUUAGGCACGACCCAAAGGAUAUACAUGCUGAGGGGAUUUUUGGGUUUUUAUGACGGCUUUUCCGCUGCCAUCCUGAGACAGAUGACCAGCACCAAUAUCCAUUUCAUAGUGUAUGAAGCUGGCAAACAGAUGGAGUACGUCAAGGAGCAUUCUUAUCUUGGGAAGAUUAUUUUGGGCUGCGCGGCGGGAAUGUGUGGUGCCGCCUCUGGAAUUCCAACCGAUCUUCUCAACGUGCGGAUGCAGACUGACAUGAAGGAGCCGCCGGACAAGCGACGCAACUAUAAGAGCGUCUUCGAUGGCCUAGUUCGGAUUCCCAAGGAGGAGGGCUGGAGGGCAUUGUACAAGGGUGGAUCGGUGGCUGCUUUGAAGACAACUAUAGGCACUUGCAGCCAGAUUGCCCUAUACGACAUUAUUAAAACCGAAGUUCGAGAAAAUACUUCUGUGAAUGACGGCGUCCCCCUGCACUUUCUCACCUCGUUGGUAACAUCGAUCAUUUCGUCUACGCUCACUCAUCCCUUGGACGUGGUAAAGACCAUUAUGAUGAACUCCAGACCAGGCGAAUUUCCCACCCUCUUCCACGCGUCCAUUUACAUGAUGCGCUUCGGCUUCAUGGGACCCUUCCGAGGAUUGGUACCCACGAUAGUGCGAAAGGCACCAGCCACCACUUUACUAUUUGUUUUGUACGAACAGCUGAGGCUCCAUUUCGGAAUUUGCUCUCUGGGAGGGGAUAAAUUCAACGGGUAAAUGGGUAUAUAAUUAGAACUUAAGGAAAACUUACAAAAUUUAUAAAAAUAACAUUUG